Anopheles maculipalpis is the source of this 1009-nucleotide messenger RNA. It is a transcript of the gene Hap40, whose product is annotated as 40-kDa huntingtin-associated protein. Gene Ontology annotation, cellular component: early endosome. The transcript is spliced from 3 exons. Lineage: Eukaryota; Metazoa; Arthropoda; Insecta; Diptera; Culicidae. The record is from RefSeq and is a predicted model, not a curated record. Bases 15 to 914 code for a protein of 299 amino acids. Gene Ontology annotation, biological process: vesicle cytoskeletal trafficking.
UCAUCCCGCCCAAAAUGACCAGCUCAGAUUUGAUUUAUCAGUACAAAACGACCUGUAAUAAGCUUAAGAAAAUACAACGUGUAUUGAUUAAACGCUUUGGACCAAGUGUCUCGGAAGUAUCGGAGGAGUUCGGUACACUGGCGAACAGCUUCAACGAAGCAUUUCUCCCCGAAUAUGCCGCAAAAUGUUACAUCGGUCAAAGCAAGUGUGAAAAGCUUAUCGGUAACGAUGUAGGUGAAGUAGAUGCACUGCUCCGGGCUGCCCGCUCUUUCCGGGCCGCGCACGAUAAGCAGGAACGGAUGCGUGCGACAAACAUUUCGCACGCCUACCACGAAGGAGCGUUUCGUUGCUACACGCAAGCUCUUUCCAGGUUACCGGACAAAUCGGUUAUUGGAGCGGCCAUCAUCCGAGAGCUGAAGGAGAUCAAUCCAAAUGUUGAGCUGACGAGUGAUUUUAGCUCACCGUGUCAUCGAAUCUGGGAUCUGGAACAGUCGGCAGAGGGCAAUCUAGCUGCGCGCGAUUAUGUGGCCGCUUUUGAGAAGCUGUCGGAAAUUUACGAUGAUGUUAUCGAGCGCAAGUGUGAAUCGCUCUACCAGGAUGUGAUGAAACGGAUCGAAGUGUCCAGAUUGUUGUUGCUAUGUCUGCUGCAAUUGCCCCCGUCCGUGCGUUACGAUCAUAAGUUUAUCGAGAAGUAUUCCACCAUCGGGGAAGGCACUAGUCAACGCGAGUCGAGUCCUGGUCAGGCAAAGCUCCCGGAAGAUCUCGUAUUUCUUCUCCAGUCGCUUGUCGUUUCCUGCCAGGCAAAGGAUGUGGAAUCGUUGAUUUCGGUGCGCGAUGAACUAUGUCAAAGGCAAGAUCUGACACAGUCGCAGCAGACUCUACUAAAGGAAGUGGUCGCAAAGUAUAGCAAAUGAUAUUAGAUGCAUGCGAAGGUAUACUGUUUGGAGAGCUUGUUUUGCAUUUUAGUUUAAUAGCAUUGAAUGCACAUCAACACUGUACAUAGUGCAUA